GGGCUUGAAUGCCGGAAGUGAGAGUCCCGCAGUUACUGCGGUUGGAGCUCCGGCGGGUGGGAGAUGCGCUGCCAACCUGAGCCCGAGAACCAAAGCGCUGGUUAGAGGUGCGAGGGCGAUUAGGAGCCGGGGCUGAGCGGCUGUGGCGCAGUCAGGUCAUGGGCUCGACCAAACACUGGGGAGAAUGGUUCUUGAACCUGCGGGUGCCCCCGGCCGGGGUGUUUGGCGUCGCCUUUCUUGCCCGAGUUGCCCUGGUUUUCUACGGGGUCUUCCAGGACCGGACCCUGCGCGUGAGGUAUACAGACAUAGACUACCAGGUCUUCACGGACGCCGCGCGUUUCAUCACGGAGGGGCAUUCCCCUUACCUGCGGGCGACGUACCGGUACACUCCCCUGCUAGGUUGGCUCCUCACUCCCAACAUCUACCUCAACGAACUCUUUGGAAAGUUUCUCUUCAUCAGCUGUGACCUCCUCACCGCCUUCCUUCUCUAUCGCCUGCUGCUUCUGAAAGGGCUGGGGCGCCGCCAGGCUUGUGGCUACUGUGCCUUUUGGCUUUUUAACCCCCUACCUAUGGCAGUGUCCAGCCGAGGCAAUGCUGACUCGAUCGUCGCUUCCCUGGUCCUUAUGGUCUUGUACUUAAUAAAGAAAAGACUGGUCGCAGGCGCAGCUGUGUUCUAUGGUUUUGCGGUGCAUAUGAAGAUGUAUCCGGUGACCUAUAUCCUUCCCAUAGCCCUCCACCUGCUCCCAGAACGCGACAGUGAAGAAGGCCUCCGUCAAUCCCGGUAUUCUUUCCAGGCUCGUUUGUACGAAUUCCUGAAGAGGCUGUGCAGUUGGGCUGUGUUGGUCUUUGUAGCAGUUGCUGGACUCACAUUUUUUGCCCUGAGCUUUGGUUUUCACUAUAAAUAUGGUUGGGAAUUUUUGGAGCAUACUUACUUUUACCACCUGACUAGGCGGGAUAUCCGUCACAAUUUCUCUCCGUACUUCUACAUGUUGUAUUUGACUGCAGAGAGCAAGUGGAGUUUUACCCUGGGAAUUGCCGCAUUCCUGCCACAGUUCAUCUUGCUCACAGCUGUGUCUUUCGCCUAUUACAGAGACCUUGUCUUUUGUUGUUUUCUUCAUACAUCCAUUUUUGUGACCUUUAACAAAGUCUGCACCUCCCAGUACUUUCUUUGGUAUCUCUGUUUUCUGCCCCUUGUGAUGCCACUAGUCAGGAUGCCUUGGAAAAGAGCCAUUGUUCUCCUAAUGUUAUGGUUUAUAGGGCAGGCCUUAUGGCUAGCUCCUGCAUAUGUUCUAGAGUUUCAAGGAAAGAACACCUUUCUGUUUAUUUGGUUAGCUGGUUUAUUCUUCCUUCUUAUCAACUGUUGCAUCCUGAUUCAGAUUAUUUCCCAUUACAAGGAAGAACCCCUGGUAGAGAGAAUCAAAUAUGAGUAAUGUAUGUUCCACAUUUUAUGGCACUAUUGCAUUCUGAUGUGGACCCGAGGAGAGCUUUGGAAAAUUGUUCUGAACAUUUUACCCACUCUAGUGAAAGUUUUCAUGUUCCAACGGAAGUUAAAACCAAUGCCUCAUAUAUAAAUGUGACACAAUAUUUGAGGUUCACCCUCUAAGAAAUCUUAGGACUCAGUUAUGUGGGACAUGAUGGGAAAGAAGUAAAUGUUACUUGUUUGAAAUUGGAA
Molecule: messenger RNA, 1672 nt
Organism: Otolemur garnettii (small-eared galago)
Lineage: Eukaryota; Metazoa; Chordata; Mammalia; Primates; Galagidae
Gene: PIGM
Product: phosphatidylinositol glycan anchor biosynthesis class M
Exons: 1
Coding region: 159-1430 (423 amino acids)
Biological process (GO): GPI anchor biosynthetic process
Cellular component (GO): membrane; glycosylphosphatidylinositol-mannosyltransferase I complex
Molecular function (GO): alpha-1,4-mannosyltransferase activity; GPI mannosyltransferase activity
Source: RefSeq, a predicted model, not a curated record